This is a messenger RNA of Aspergillus heteromorphus CBS 117.55, 611 nucleotides long. RefSeq lists its product as uncharacterized. NCBI's taxonomy places the organism in Eukaryota, Fungi, Ascomycota, Eurotiomycetes, Eurotiales, Aspergillaceae. Bases 1 to 462 code for a protein of 153 amino acids. The record is from RefSeq and is a predicted model, not a curated record. The transcript is spliced from 2 exons.
AUGCCUCAAGUCCUCAUCACCGCGGGCCCCUACCGAUUCCUGGCGUCCUUCGAGGCCGCCGCCCCCAAAACCGUCGCCCUCUUCCGCAGUCUCCUGCCCUAUCGCCAGAAACUCAUCCACGUCCGCUGGAGUGGCGAGGGGUUGUGGAUCCCCCUCGGCGAGACGAAGGAGUUCGAGGUCCCCUGGGAGAAUCACACGUCGCACCCUGGCGCCGGCCAGAUCCUGCUGUAUCCUGGGGGCAUAUCGGAGACGGAGAUCCUGUUUUGUUAUGGAGGGGUGUCGUUUGCGAGCAAGAUGGGCUCGUUGGCCGCGAAUCAUUUCUUGACGAUUACGGCGGGGCGGGAGAAUUUACGGGAUCUGGGGGAGUUGGUCUUGUGGACGGGGGCACAGGAUGUGCUUUUUGAGGAGGCGACCGAGGAGAUGAUCCACCAAUUCCGGGCGACCACUCGAGCUAAGCUCUAGGUCUCGAUGUUUACGUUCCAGAACUCCCCCGGGUCGAGCAGCGGGCCUGGCCAUUCGAACCCGGCUUCGUUCAUCAGAUCCAGCACCGAUUGCAGCGCCACUUCGUCGACGGCGGGCCCUUGGUCGGUUGGUGGUGCCAGCACCAGUGC